Molecule: messenger RNA, 3841 nt
Organism: Scophthalmus maximus (turbot)
Lineage: Eukaryota; Metazoa; Chordata; Actinopteri; Pleuronectiformes; Scophthalmidae
Product: sex comb on midleg-like protein 2
Exons: 15
Coding region: 245-2344 (699 amino acids)
Biological process (GO): regulation of DNA-templated transcription
Cellular component (GO): nucleus
Molecular function (GO): protein binding
Source: RefSeq, a predicted model, not a curated record
UCGUCGUUGUUCUCCCUCUCGCUCCGCGCAAUCCCAUCUUUGGCAUAACUUACAUGCGUGUAAGAAUACACUACAUUCGUGGAAGGGAGAAAAAAAAAAUGGCAGCUGACGAAUAGAGGAAAAAGUGGCUCUUCGCUCGAAAACAGGCGACGCUUGACAAAACCACUCGGGCGCGGGCGGAUCAUACUGGGUCGACCCUGACUGUCUUCACGGGAGUGCCACCAUUGGUCGUCACCUCUUCACCAUGGGGAAGACUCCGCUAAAAGAUCUGAAAGACGGCAAAAAAGAGAAACCAGGAAGAACAGUUCCGCCAACAGGUACAACUCCUGCAACAAAUAAAGAUGCUUUCAGCUGGGAAGAAUAUCUGAAAGAAACAUCAUCUAUACCGGCUCCACCAAGCUGUUUUCGUCAGGCUCGAGUCCCUCCCUCCAAUGACUUCAAAGUGGGAAUGAAGCUUGAAGCUCACGACCCACGCAAUUCCACCUCGGUCUGCAUCGCCACGGUGAUGGGUUUGACUGGGGUCCGUCUGCGCCUGCGUCUGGACGGAAGUGACAACAGCAACGACUUCUGGAGGCUGGUGGACUCCUCUGACAUCCAGCCCAUCGGCACCUGCGAGAAGAACGGGGACAUGUUGCAGCCGCCACUGGGUUUUCGUAUGAAUGCGUCCUCAUGGCCCAUGUUUCUGUUGAGAACCCUGAAUGGAGCAGAGAUGGCGCCAGCGACAGCCUUUAAAAAGGAACCACCGAGGCCUCCACAGAACAUCUUUAAGCCGGGCAUGAAGCUGGAGGCUGUGGACAAGAAGAACCCGUACCUCAUCUGCCCGGCAACCAUUGGGGAGGUGAGGGGCGACGAGGUGUUCGUCAUGUUCGACGGCUGGCGGGGUGCCUUCGACUACUGGUGCAAGUGGGAUUCGCGGGACAUCUUCCCCGUGGGCUGGUGUUCCCUCACCAAGCACAGCCUCCAGGCACCAGGCAACAGUGUUACCCUCCCAAAGAGCCUGCAGACGCUCCCGGCGUCACCCUCCAAGCCCAGCAGGCGCUCCAUGCAGUCGCCCUACAGACUUCCCAACCCCCUGCCCCCCCUGCCUGUCAGGAAGGGGGUGCGGGGCCGCCGGCCCAAGAGCGAGACCAUCGCCCUGCUCAAGGCUGUGGCAGAGGCGGCGGCCGCCCAUAACGCAGCCGCACCCGAAGACAACACGCAGCUCGUACCCCGGCCUCAUAAGAAGAGAGGACCCAAACCCGGGAGCAAGAGAAAGUCCAAGCUUCUCCAGGGUCAGAUGCAGCUGCCCAGCAUCCAGGUUCCCCAGGAAAGUCCUCCCAGUCUCAACUCAGUGGUCUCCACAGUUUGCGUGUAUGUGAACAAGCAUGGGAACUGUGGCCCCCACCUGGACAGGAAGCAGAUGCAGCGUCUGCCGGACCACUUUGGCCCGGGGCCGGUGAACGCCGUGCUGCAGCAGGUGGUCCAGUCGUGUGUCGACUGCGCCUAUCAGCCCAAAGUCCUGCUCAUCGCUCUGCAGACUCACUCGGGGGGAGGAGAGGUCGUCAGAGUGAGGACGGACGGUGGAGUCCGUGUGGUCAAACUACCUUCAGCCUCCAGUGCUUCCUUUGUGCUGCGGUUCUUGGAGACCAUGUGUCGUCACCUGCAGUGCGACAACCUGUUCAGCAGCCAACCGUUCAGCCACUACUCCGCCUAUGACAGGAACAAGUCAGUGAAAGAAGAGGCGUUGGACACGCCCUCUCUGAGUAGGGGCAGUAAGCGGAGUCUCUCCGGCGUCUCUCCUCCGUUCGCAGCUCCUCUGUCUCCCAAACAUCUGCGCACCGAGGCUCACCCUUCGGAAGCAGAGACCCUGCCCCACGAGGAGCACAGCCUCCUGAAGGAGCAGCGCUACAUGGACUCGGCCUCCAACUCCAUGACCCCUCGGCCCCAGAUGGCGCGGAGCUCCUCGGAGUACCACCCCCAGGCCAGCGGCCUCUACCAUCCCGCCAAUGGCACACCCGCACGCCGCCACUCGUCCCACCCCGCAGAGCUCGGCUCCGCGCAGCCUCUCCGGCGGGUCGAAGCAGCCAGCUCCACCACGGGUCCCGAGGCGCAGGCGUCUGAGCGGGAGAGCCAGCUCAGCAAGAACCCGUCCUCCUGGAGCAUCGAGGAGGUGAUGCAGUUCGUCAGGGACGCCGACCCCACAGCGUUAGCUCCGCAUGCCGAACUCUUCAGGAAACACGAGAUCGACGGAAAAGCCCUGAUGCUGCUACGGAGCGACAUGAUCAUGAAGUACAUGGGUCUGAAGCUGGGGCCCGCGCUCAAGCUGUGUCACCACAUCGAGAGGCUGAAACAAGGCAAACUGUAACAAGACGACCCCGUUCCCGCACCCCCCCCCCAAGACCCGUGGGCCAACGAGCCCCCGAAGGAGCCGGGCGCUCAGACACUUGACUCGUGGGGGAAGCCGCAGGGACGACGUGUCGCUCCAGGGCUCCGCCUCCAGAGACUGAACACGCGACGUCACACCUUGGUCAGACUUCCAGAGCGGAGAACGUGGGCCGUGCCGUGCCGACAUUUUACCUCAUCCCCUCGUCAGUGAACAACCAGCGACUGGCUGAACUCCCAAAAGAACAGAAUCCCUGUAGUGUUCACAUCGCAGAGCACAUGAGCACACGUUGUGGACACGUUUGUUUUUUUGUUUUUUUACAGAGAUGAAAUCUUUUGAUCCUGCUUUUGGAUCCCCAAAGAUGGAGAAUGUUUCUUCUUAUAUGAUGUUUUUAUGACCGUUGAAUCUUCCAGUUAAUAAGGACUGCCUGGUAACAGUGAGACAAUAACUCCAUCAGAUGUUCUUCCCCGAGCUCGACGCUGUCCGUCUCGUCGUCGUCGUUGAACGUUCACACUUUUCACGCGCUUUGCCUACAGCGUCUCCUCCGCCUGACGAACGCUCCAGUCGCCGCAUUCCACUCCUUUCACCCAGUGCUAGACAGACGUCUCCGUUAGUCUAAUCGUUUGUCUGUAUCAUGUUGUGUUCUCGUGGUUCUUUUUUUUUCAAAAUGGAACCUCACCGUUGCCGCGAGCGCCCUGCGGGAUCACGCAUGGCGACCUCAUGUAUUAAGUGUCUCAGCGGGGGCCUGCGGCGCCUCCCGCUGGUCGACACGUAGUGCUCCAGCUCUCCAUAAUGACGGUUGUAUGAAUUUCAAUUGGCAGAUUGCUAAGGACGGUAUCAUUUCUGAGUUCUGAUAUAAAUGUCUUUUAUUUUAUUUUUAGCAGUCACGAUCAUUUUAGCUCGGAGGCCGCGCAUCGUCACCUUCGACCGUUACAAUCACUGUUAGCGACGGAAAAACAGAUGUGUACAGUUUUAUGGGUUUAACCAUGAAUAUCAGCGACCGAAUGUACAUUUUGUAGAAAACGUAAUAUUUUAAGGAGAUCAUAUACACAAGUUAGAAAUGUGAAGGUGAAAAGGGGGAUGGGGGCGGAUUCCAUUCUGCUUCGCAACACCCGACGUAGUGCUUUUAGUUCCUGAUACUCCCCAGUACUAGAGUCUGCCUUGCUUUACCUAACGACAUCUCUCAGGUUUACGUGGUCUUUGUUAGUACAAGCUUUUGUAGCACACCGUUUAUAUGAAAUAUACUGAAACAGACUUUUCCUGUUAUUCCCCUCGUGCCAUAUGAUAUUCAACACAGGAUCCAAGUGCUGUUGAUCUCAUUCUCUUGCAUCGUCUUUAAAAAGUACUUGAAUAAUUUGUGUCGCUAAAAAAGAGUCACGUGUCCAAUUAUGUCACACCAGAUAAACAAUCUGUGUUUAUGAUGUUGUGUAUUUUGCCCCCCCCCCCCCUUUUUUUUAUAAACCUACCAAAACAACAGCA